AUGCGCCUCGCCCUCAUCUUCGCUGUGAUCGCUGCAGCCUGUCUAGCUUCCAGUGAAGCCUUCGCUACGAGUCCCGGCAAAGCUAAGAUAUCUAAGGUGACUUUACUUGAUGCGCCAGGUCAAAGACUUCUAAGGGCCCACCGCGCUGCUGUUGAAGACGAAGAUGACUCCGCAGAGAGGGGUCUUAGUGCCAAAGACUACGCGGCACCAGCCAAAUAUGGUGAUGAUUUGGGGAUUGACGUGGCGAAAGCUACCAGAAACACUGCGUACUUGAAUGAGGUGGCAGAGCAGUACCAAAAGUACAAAGACUUUCUGAAUCAGUUGAUUCAAAGUCGCAAAACAAAGAGAUCCUCGAUGAUUUCGUAUGAGCGUCGCGGGUGA
Molecule: messenger RNA, 381 nt
Organism: Phytophthora infestans T30-4
Lineage: Eukaryota; Oomycota; Peronosporomycetes; Peronosporales; Peronosporaceae
Product: secreted RxLR effector peptide protein, putative
Exons: 1
Coding region: 1-381 (126 amino acids)
Source: RefSeq, a predicted model, not a curated record